CUGGCCUCUCACCCUGGCUCGGACACAUCAGCACUUUCGUGGAUAUGGCAUGGCCGGCGAUUGCCAUCAGAUGAGUCGCGCUUUCUGCCCAUUAUCGUGCUGGCGAAGUGUUGUUCCCGUCCCAAAUAUCCCUCAAACGGCCCCACUCGGCUCUACGAUAUUUGAGUCCCCAUACAAAGCCGUCAGGAGCACGCGCACAACUCUUUUUCUUUUUCCCCCAGCAGUUCGUCUUUCUCGCUGCAACUCUGUGUGUAUCAUCCAGUCAGCAGUAGUGACUGUCUGACCCCCUUUUUUGGGUCGCUGGCGCAUCAGUGCCGAGCAGUCAAGCCCACCUCCUUCUCUCCUGUGCAUUCCAUCAAGAGCCCCACUUCACCACUUACACGGGCGAGCAACGAAGCAAUUGGAUUCGACAAGAUGGUUGCAUCCCCAUCCCCACCAGUCACCCCCCUCGCCUCCGGGCCAACCAUCAAGAUCGCAGAGGGCGCCCACCCGAACCAGCGUCGCCGCUCCGAGUCGGAGCAGCGGUUCCCGCCCCUCCAGCGCACCGACACGACGGGCCUCGCCGGCGGAAUCUACAACAGGCGCGACCUCUCGCGCGUCGCCAGCCACAGGAGCAGCAUCGCGGCGCGCAUCUCGUUCGACCCCAGUGCUGAGAACAACGUCGAUGUCGAGGAGGGCGACAACUGGCGCGACAGCGAGCAGCCCAAGGUGAAGCAGGUCUACCGCGGCAAGACGCUGCUGUGGCUCGCGUACCAGUCUGUUGGGGCCAUCUACGGCGACAUCGGGACCAGUCCUCUUUAUGUCUUCUCGUCGACGUUUACGGCCCCGCCGAGCCAAGGGGAUGUCAUUCAGGUCUUGUCGCUCAUUCUAUGGUCGUUGACAAUCAUGGUCACUUUUAAAUAUGUCUUCAUUGUCCUGCGUGCCGACAACGAGGGCGAGGGAGGCACUUUCAGUUGCUACUCGCUCCUGACCAGAUUUGCAAAUAUUACGGCCCGCGACCCGCGAGAAGAAGCACUGGUGCACAUGGAGAGGCACCAUACCGGGAAUCUGCGGCCCUCCAAUCUCGGAGUGCGCUCAUUGAUGGAGCGAAGCCGGUUCUUCCGCGGCCUGCUCAAGACAAUUGGCGUCCUGGCAGUGUCCAUGGUCCUUUCCGACGGCGUCCUCACGCCGGCGCAGUCUGUGCUUGGCGCGGUCCAGGGCCUCAACGUCGUGAAGCCCGACAUCUCGAGCUCCACGGUCGUGGGGACCUCGUGCGGCAUCAUCCUCGUGCUCUUCUUCAUCCAGCCGCUCGGCCUGUCGCGCCUAGCAUCGGUCUUCGCCCCCAUUGUCAUCGUCUGGCUGGCCUUCAACGGUGGAUUUGGCAUCUAUAACCUCGUCCAGUUCGACCACAGCGUCCUAAAGGCAUUCAAUCCUUACUACGCGUUUCAGUUCUUCAUACAGCACAAGACUGAGGGCUGGAAGAUGCUCGGAGGUGUACUGCUCGCGUUUACUGGAGUCGAGGCCCUCUUUGCCGAUCUGGGCGCCUUCUCAAUGAGGGCGAUUCAGCUUAGCUGGCUGUGUUGGACAUACCCGUGCUUGUUGCUAGGAUAUCUUGGUCAAGGGGCUUAUAUCAGCGUCCAUCCUGAUGCUUACUCCAAUCCGUUUUAUAACUCGGUUCCGCCGGGGAUGCUGUACCCUUCCCUGGUCGUUGCUGUGCUCGCUGCGAUAGUGGCUUCCCAGGCGAUUAUCACAGCCACUUUCCAGCUCAUUGCCCAAAUUAUGAAGCUUUCAUACUGCCCACAGGUCAAGGUCGUGCACACCUCCAAGACCUUCCACGGACAGCUUUACGUUCCUUUCCUUAACUGGCUACUCAUGUGCGGCACAAUCCUCGUCACAGCAGUCUACUCAAACACCACGCGCCUCGGCAACGCCUACGGCGUCUGCGUCAUGUUUGUCACCUUCUUCGACACGUGCAUGGUGACGCUCGUGGCCCUGAUCGUCUGGCGCAUCCCGCCGUACCUCGUGGUCGUGCCUUGGCUCUGCUUCGCCUCGGUGGACGGGCUGUACCUGUCCUCAGCCCUCAACAAGGUCCCCGACGGCGCCUGGUUCACGCUCACCAUCUCGGCGAUCCUGACCGGGCUGUUCAUGCUGUGGCGGUUCGGAAAGGAGGUGCAGUGGAAGGCCGAGGCGGAGGACCGCUUCCGCCUCAACACGCUCGUCACCAAGGACGACGAGGGCAAGCUCAAGCUCACGCAGCGCUGGGGCGGCGACCAGCUGUCGCAGAUCCGCGGGCUGGGCAUCUUCUUCGACAAGACGGGCGUCCUCACGCCCGCCGUCUUCACCCAGUUCGCGAGCAAGUUCAACGCCGUCAUGGACGUCACGGUGUUCUGGCACCUCCACCCCGUCGAGGCGCCCACCGUCCCGGACGCGGAGCGCUACUCGGUCUCAAAGUUCACCACCAUCCCGGGCUGCUACAGGCUCGUCGUCAAGCACGGCUUCAUGGACGAGGUCAUGUCCCCCGACCUGGCGGCCCUCAUCUACGAGAAGGUCCGCUCCUUCAUCAUCCGCCAGGCCGCCCGCGGCGAGGAGAUCCGCCGCGAGGACCCUUCCCUCUCGGGCGACGACGGGUCGCAGGACACGCAGCGCAGCGGAAUCGAGAACGUCGAGGGCGUCCCCAUGUCCGAGGCGGCCACGCUCGAUGCCGGCGGUGGCUCGGCCGCUGCUACUACCGGCGCAGACAUCGCACCCGCCCCGGCGUCGUCAUCGGAUGAGCACCCCUCACGCGGCCGAGGCCCCCGCGAGAGGCACAUUUCGGAAAAGCUGCCCAUCGAGCUGCGCGACGAGGCUGUUUCCGCCGAGCUGGCGCGCCUGGACCGCGCCUACGCCGCCAAGAUUAUGUAUGUCGUGGGUAAGGGCCAGAUGCGGACGAGAGCCGGGACUCCUAUAUUCAGGAGGCUUGUGCUGUCGACUUUCUUGUGGAUCAGGGACAACACGCGGGCUAAGAUCGCGAAUUUGAGAUUGGCUAUGGAUCGUGUUGUUGAAGUUGGGUUUGUCAAGGAGAUAUGA
Messenger RNA from Diaporthe batatas, 3045 nucleotides. RefSeq lists its product as uncharacterized. Gene Ontology annotation, molecular function: potassium ion transmembrane transporter activity. Gene Ontology annotation, cellular component: membrane. The transcript has 3 exons. Bases 415 to 3045 code for a protein of 876 amino acids. Gene Ontology annotation, biological process: potassium ion transmembrane transport. Lineage: Eukaryota; Fungi; Ascomycota; Sordariomycetes; Diaporthales; Diaporthaceae. The record is from RefSeq and is a predicted model, not a curated record.